UAGAGUCCUAAAUAAUAGUAUAAUAAAUAAUAGGAGUGCCUUUAAAUAAUCACUAAAAAAGCAUAUUAAAGAAUUAAAGACCUGAUGUUUUUCUAUAACACGCAUAGUUACACGAUCCCUUAAAUUAUUGGUAAAACAUUCAUUCAAUGCAUUUGUUCGGAAGUUAGUGCGUUCUAGGCACAGAUCUAGUGCGACUAACGCCAAUCUUUCGCGAACGCGAGUUUCUAUGGGUCAAGCUACCACCUUCGCAUGCGCCAGUUUUAACGCGGCGCAUAUGUUCUGCGACUUCACAUAACCUGUGUCCUAUGUCAACAUCAACAAACCAUUAUUUUGGUGUUUUGCAUCACUGAUUGCAGAUUGUUUUAAGGUUUUGAUUCUUAAGAAUUGUAAAUAUUGAAAGUAUCAUUUCAAUAGUCUGUGUGAUUACCAUAAGGGGAAGCCAGAGUAUUGUAUGUUUGCGUUUUGCAAGACCGCAUUUUGUUUGUUUUUGGGGUCUAGCAAAGGAACUGGGUCUCACAGGGCAAGCGUACUUUUACCAAAUUGAUUCAAGCAAAUUAACUGGACCUCACAAGGCAAUCAUUUUUUACGAAAUUGUAAGUAUAGAAUAUCUUCAUAAUUUUCUCUGUUAACAUAUGUGAUUAACCACGGAAAUGCCGUAAAAAUUAUAUUUUGCCUUAUGAUAUUUUUGUACGUUAAGCGUGUGUUAUUUAAUCCCAGAUAUCUUCCAAUAACCUUUACUCGCGCUAGUUUUCUCUGCUCUAACUAGAUGGCGCUAGUAUAGGAAGCAUGUUGAUUUUAAAAUUUUUCCGUGCGUUUGGGCAUUAAGAGAUUUCAGCAUGCAUGUGCCACCCGUUGAAUUUUUGUUUAAUCGCUGGGAAAUACAAUUGGAUUUAUUAGUCCAAAUUGUUCGUGAAAAUAAAUCACGUGUGGAAAGGUUGUCACCGUGAGUAACAUCAUUUUUACCAACAAUUUGCGGAAUUGUGUUGGUGUGUAACAUUACGUAAAAAUUAACUUCUGUUUAUAUUUUUUAAUUUUUCAUAUUUCUAGGCUUUCAACAUAAUCCAGCACCUCUUGUAAUCCGACAGCAAGCUUCGCUAAUGCAUGAUUGAACAAGUUAUAACUUGUACGUACCACCACUAUUAGCUCGACACGUAGGGUUUUAAAUCUGAUUGCUUAGUUUGAAUUUAAAAGUCGAAGGAGUUAUUGGUGCGGUCUAGCGUGUGUUCAUUGUUUACUGUUUAAUCGUUUUUUUUCGUACCUAGUAAUGUCGUCAAAGGCACAGAAGAGAAAGCACAAAACUCUGACAAUUAAAGAAAAAUACGAUAUUUUAGAGCGCCUAAAUAAUAACCAAUCCAUAAAUAGAUUAGCAAAUGAAUACGGCGUAGGUCGAUCUACAAUUUAUGACAUUAAGAAAAACCACGAGAAAAUUAAACAGUUCGUGUCAACUUCUGACUGUGACAAGAGACAGACACUCAGAAAAGCUGAAAAUCCAGAAGUGGAAGAAGCUUUAUACACGUGGUAUCUUCAGCAAAGAAAUAGACAUGCACCCAUUUCGGGACCCAUCUUGGCCAUGAAAGCUAAAUAUUUUUAUAAGAAAAUAAUGAAAAAAAAAGGUUUUUUGGCUAGCACCGGAUGGCUAGAUCGUUUCAAAAGUCGUUAUGACAUACGUUUAUCGAAUAUUGCAAGAGUUAAACUUUCCAAUGAUGCCACCUGCAUAAAGUCAUUUAAAUUAAAAUUUUUGCAAAGGGUGAAAGAUUUAAAUCUUAACCCGUCACAGGUCUACUAUGCAGGCGAAUCAGGGCUUUUUUGGCGUGUGAUACCUGACAAAACUUUUGUUUCCUAUAAUGAAAAAUCCGUACCUGGACGAACAGUAAGUAAUGAACGUGUAACCAUAUUACCGUGUGCUAACGCUGCUGGUACACACAAGCUAAAGAUGGUGGUCGUGGGAAAAUCUAAUAAACUACGUGCAUUCCAAAACAUUAAUUUACCUGUACACUAUUAUGGACAAAAAAGUGCGACGAUGACAAAAGAUCUUUUCAAAAAGUGGUUUGAUGAAUGCUUCGUACCAGAAGUUAGAAAAUGGUUAAAAGAUCAUAAUUUUCCUCAAAAAGCGUUAUUGCUUCUUAAUAACGCUUCCGUUCAUCCGACUGAAGAUGAACUGACAACUGAGGAUAAAUGCAUCUCUGUGAUGUUUCUUCCGCCAAAAUGCACUGCAUUGAUUCAGCCCAUGGAUCAACAUAUCACUCAGUUUGUAAAGCAAGAUUUUAAGAAAAACCUGCUUCUGAAAGCCGUAGCAGAAAACCAGCAAAUACAAAAAACGUUAAAAGAAUUUAAUAUGAAAGACAUGACUUUUGCUCUUUGUCAAUCGUUGGAUGCAUUACCAUUAUCAACUAUUACAUCGUCUUGGAAAAAGUUAUGGCCAGAUAUAGUCAGCACUCCUACCAACGAUCCACAAAUCAGUGUACCUUCGGAAGUAUUAGAGCAAAUUUUUGCUGAAGUACAGAUAAGUCCGGAAGAUUUGGAAACCUGGUGCGGUGGAUUGAAUAUAGAGAAAAAUACUCCUGAAAUGUCUGACGACGAGAUUUCUAGUGAUACAACAAUAUCUCAUGAAGAUGACGAUGAAGUACCUGCAAGCACUCCACAAAUAUCAGCACAAGAUGCAAUUAACGCCUUUGAGCUGGGAUUGCAAUGGGCUGAUGAAAAUGGUGCAUCCUACGACGAACUUCUCGUUUUGAGAAGACUGAAGGACAAAGCAAAAAUCUCGCGUUUCAAUAAUGUUGAACAAAACAAAAAACUAUGAAUAUUUUAAUGCUUCUUAAAUUAAUUGAUUCAUAAUUUUAAUUAUUUUAGUAUGUAUAUUUGUUUCUACACAAUUAUUUCGUAAUGUAAAGUUAUUGUAUAUUUUUUGUAAGUUUUAUAGCAUUAAUGACGUUAAUUGUAUAAUAAAACCUAUGCUUCCUAUUGUGUUCACGAAGUAUAUUAAUUGGAUUGGAUGUUGACGUGACUAUCGAUAAUAAAGUCUGACGGUAUUAUAGUACUUAGAGCUUGAGCGGGAUUUUUUUGUAGUUUAUUUUUUUGUAAAAUAUAUAUUUUUAAUAAAUAGUAUCCUAUGUUACUUCUGA
Messenger RNA from Dalotia coriaria, 3122 nucleotides. RefSeq names its product jerky protein homolog-like. The transcript is spliced from 2 exons. The coding region runs from base 1265 to 2800 and encodes 511 amino acids. Gene Ontology annotation, cellular component: nucleus. Gene Ontology annotation, molecular function: DNA binding. NCBI's taxonomy places the organism in Eukaryota, Metazoa, Arthropoda, Insecta, Coleoptera, Staphylinidae. The record is from RefSeq and is a predicted model, not a curated record.